AAAAGAGUAUCGUAUCAUCAAAUAUUUGAUGAAGUAGCCAAGCCAAUCCAAAUCCAAGCCAAGCCAAAAGCAAAGCUCUUCAAUCAUGGAGGAGGAGAAGAAGAAAGAGGACCCAUCUUCUUCAUUUUUAUCUGUUUCUUAUCUCAAAAUCUCAUCCUCUCCUAAACCCCUUCAUUAGUCCACACACAAAGAGGAACCCACUUUUCUUUUUGGGUCCUCCCCAUCCCCACACACAGACAUGGCAGACCAAAACAACAACAACAACAACAAGCAUCACCCAUUACUUCCUUCUCCUGCAACUUCUUCAUCUCCAUUAACAACACCUCCAUUACCUACAACUUCUUCAGAUAUCAAAGACUUCACUCUCAUUAUUUCAAACAAAGAUCAAAACAACAGCAACAGCAACAACAACAUCAACAACAAGCAAUUGGCUCCUAAACGUACCUCUAAUAAAGACCGUCAUAAAAAAGUCGAUGGCCGUGGUCGUAGAAUCCGUAUGCCUGCUCUUUGUGCUGCUCGUGUCUUUCAAUUAACUCGUGAAUUGGGUCAUAAAACUGAUGGGGAGACCAUUCAAUGGCUUCUUCAACAAGCUGAGCCUUCUAUUAUUGCUGCCACUGGCUCCGGUACUAUCCCCGCUUCUGCUCUUCAUGCUGUUGGUGUUUCCCUUUCCGAUCAUGAUUCCUCUGUUUCCGUCUCUGCUUCUUUAACCCCUAAAAUCGAAGCGGUUCCCAGGACCAAUUGGGCGAUGAUGGGUGCUAAUUUGAGUAGAUCUCAUAUGGCCUCCCAGGGGUUUUGGCCCUCUUUAGGUGGGAUUGGGACUGGAUUUGUUAGUGAGAAUCCGGGGUCGAUUAUGCCCAAGUUUGGGUUUCAUGGGUUUGAACUUCAGGGGAUGAAUUUGGGAUCCGUGAAUUUCCCGGCCAUGAUUGGGAAUCAACAUCAACAAAUACCUGGGUUGGAGUUGGGGCUUUCGCAGGAUGGGAAUAAUUUGAGAGGGAUGUUGAAUCCGCCUUCGUUUUCGCAAAUUUAUCAUCAAAUUGGCCAAAAUCGUGAUUCCUCUGCACAGCCAUUGGAGCAGGAUCAAGCUCCUGAGAAAGAUGAUUCUCAAGAAUCGAGAUGAAGAAUGAUGAUGAUGAAUGAAGAAUUUGAUAAUUUGGGUUUUCCAAAUGGAAACUGUUUCGGAUUUCUAGGUCUAAAAUUAGGACUAAAUUUGGAAAGAGGGGCAAAAUGAAGAAGACGAAGAUUCAAAGAUUGGUUCAUAAUUUUCAGUGUGUGUGUUUGAUUCUUCAAAUUCAGGUGGGAAGUUUUGAGGAGAAGAGUGGUUUAAUUGCAAGAUUGAAUUUGACUUUCAUUUCUUCAAUUUUGAGGUGUGUGUAUGUUUUGUUUUGUUUUUUUUUUUUUUAAUAAUUUAUAUAAAUAAUUUGUAGAAAAGAAAAUGAGUGUAAUAUUUAGUAAUUUUUGUGAAGUUGAUAUGGAAAAUGAAAACUGUUCCAUCACUGCAUUUAAAUUUAAUGGAUGGUAAGUUAAAAGAAGAAACAACAAUCUAUCCAUUGCAAAAUUUGUGGUCAAUAUUGAGAACCAAAUGCCAAUUCCAUCAAUCUCCAUAAUUCUCCAAUAAUUUCACCA
Molecule: messenger RNA, 1623 nt
Organism: Cucumis sativus (cucumber)
Lineage: Eukaryota; Viridiplantae; Streptophyta; Magnoliopsida; Cucurbitales; Cucurbitaceae
Product: transcription factor TCP20
Exons: 2
Coding region: 239-1117 (292 amino acids)
Cellular component (GO): nucleus
Molecular function (GO): sequence-specific DNA binding; DNA-binding transcription factor activity
Source: RefSeq, a predicted model, not a curated record